Molecule: messenger RNA, 2479 nt
Organism: Magallana angulata
Lineage: Eukaryota; Metazoa; Mollusca; Bivalvia; Ostreida; Ostreidae
Product: sodium-dependent phosphate transport protein 2B-like
Exons: 10
Coding region: 173-1966 (597 amino acids)
Biological process (GO): sodium-dependent phosphate transport
Cellular component (GO): membrane
Molecular function (GO): sodium:phosphate symporter activity
Source: RefSeq, a predicted model, not a curated record
CCUAGAGUCAACAAAGGGGCAUGGAUCAGGUGUGUAAGACUCCGCCCAUUUUACCUGUCUAUUUCAGACUGGAGUCUAUAAAAAGGCAAAUGAGCCCGUAAAGUUCAUGAUCCGGAAUAAAUGUUCACUUAUACAUCAUCUCUUACCAGCAAGAUAAACACAUUCGGGAACAAUGGAUUCUCCACCUCCUUACUCGGAGAAACCGGAGACGAUGUCUGAGAAAAAUGGUACUGUUAACGGACAGCUGAAAGGGAUUGACAACAAGGCUUUUGACACCAAGGACGAAAAAGUGGACAUUGCAACGGAACCGGAAGAGUUCGACCCAUGGGCUUUACCGGAACUUAAGGACACCGGAACCCCAUGGAAUGAGUUAGACAGCUGCGGUAAGGUGGUCCGCGUCGUGUGGACCAUAGUACGGAUUCUGCUGUUUCUGCUCGCACUCUAUGUCUUCUUUUGUUCCCUGGAUUUCCUGAGCUCAGCUUUUAAACUGCUCGGAGGUAGGGCGGCUGGUGAGGUGUUCAGUAAUAACGAACUUCUGAGUAAUCCGAUCUGUGGAGUGAUGAUCGGGGUCCUGUCCACGGUCCUGGUUCAAAGUUCAUCAACCAGCACGUCCAUUGUCGUCAGCAUGGUGGCAGCCGAUAUCCUGGACGUCAGACAAGCUAUCCCGAUCGUGAUGGGUGCCAACAUCGGAACUUCCGUUACGAACACGCUUGUCUCCAUUGGUCAGAUCACGGACGUCGGCGACUUCCGGCGAGCGUUUGCAGGUGCCACGGUUCACGACAUGUUUAACUGGCUGGCUGUCAUUGUUCUUCUGCCUCUUGAAGUACUAACGGGUUAUUUGUAUGAACUGAGCAAAUUGGUUGUGGACAGUAUGCACUUACAAACAUACGAGGAUGCCAACAAAGAUUUGUUGAAGGCCAUAACCAAACCAUUCACAAAGCUGAUCGUCGAAGUUGAUUCAAAGGAGAUCAACAAGAUCGCUACCGACGGGGAGACGGAUAUCAGUCUGUUGAAGACUUGCUGUAAGUCAAAGACCAUCACUAAACUAAACAUGACCGGCAGCGUCAUCAGCGAGAAGAUCUGCACCAAAAACUGUUCCCAUUUGUUUAUGGGUUCGGGACUCACGGACGCCGGGGCAGGAAGUAUAAUGUUGGUUGUAUCCCUUAUCCUCCUUUGCGUUUGCCUCUUCAGCAUUGUCAAGAUCUUGAACUCCCUUCUACAAGGCAAUAUCAGAAAAGUCAUCAAGAAGUUUGUCAACUACGAAUUCCCCGGGAAAGCCGCUUACUUUACUGGCUACCUCGCCAUUCUGAUCGGAACUGGUCUGACCAUUCUCGUCCAGUCCAGUUCUAUAUUUACCUCGACCAUGACACCGUUAGUGGGGGUGGGCGUGAUAGGCCUUGACAGGAUGUAUCCUUUGACCCUGGGCUCCAAUAUCGGAACAACCACCACUGGAAUUUUGGCUGCUCUGGCGACGGAUACAUCUGAUGGAUACAUGCAUCUCCAAAAUUCACUGCAAGUUGCGAUGUGUCAUCUGUUCUUCAACUUGAGUGGAAUCCUCCUCUUCUAUCCACUAACCUUCAUGCGCUUUCCGAUUGCUAUGGCAAAAUUUCUAGGAAAUACAACCGCCAAAUACCGCUGGUUUGCCGUUUUAUAUUUGAUUUUGAUGUUUUUCCUCUUCCCACUCGCAAUCUUCGGAAUUUCUCUGGCCGGGAUCGAGGUUCUAGCGGGAGUUGGAAUUCCGAUCCUGUGUCUGCUUGUGUUUGUGGCUAUCAUUAAGGUGCUUCAGAACAAAAGGCCUCAUUGGCUUCCGAAAAAGCUCCAGAAUUGGAAAUUCCUUCCUAUCUGCUUCCGUUCUCUGGAACCACUAGACAGACUUUUCACCAAAAUGUGCGGCUGCUGUAAGAUGUGUAGUAAAAACGAGGAGGCAAACGCCGACAUUGAAAAACAAAUAGACACCAAGUUGUAGUAUUGCAUUCUUCUUUCUUUUGUAAAUAUUCUUCCUCAAGAAUACAUAUUUUGAAUUUUGAAAUUUUGCAGAGUAAAUUAUCUGGUAUAUUUUAAAAUUUGGAAUACCUGUCUGCAAACCAAUUAUGAAUGCCAACGUAAAUCAAAAUGCUCUUCGAUUAGGUCUUGUAACAGAAUGUGUUCAUCAUUUGAAUCAAUGUAAAUAUCCAUAACCAUGACGAUCUGUUAAAAUCCACAGAGAGAGAGAGAGAGAGAGAGAGAGAGAGAGAGAGAGAGAGAGAGAGAGAGAGAGGAGAGAGAAAGAAAGAAAGAGAGGGGGAGACAGACACACAGAUGGAGCAUACUUAUCUGGGGUAUUUGAUGUGGAUGAUUUAAUUGACAAAAAAUAAACAAAACUGUGAUAUAAAGUUUUCGUUUGAAGGAAACUACUUGUAUAUUAUUUUUAUACACGUAUUGUUAUGUAUUUGUAGGACCUAUAAGGUAUGCCUGAAAUAUAUUUUUAUAUUUUAUAGUA